UAUACGCAGCAGCACUAAAGAGAGAAGAAACUGAGAUCUAGCCUUCCUUUUGCACUCUGAUUGCCUGCAAAAUGGAUAUGGGAAAUAAGAGGAUGGCUGUUUUAGUAGGGUGCAACUAUCCAAACACCAGAAAUGAAUUACAUGGAUGCAUCAAUGAUGUGCUGACAAUGAAGGAAGUGCUUGUGAAACGGUUCGGAUUUGAUCUUAAAAGUGUCCAGCUCUUGACUGAUGCACCAGGGUCCGUGGUUCUGCCCACUGGUGCAAAUAUAAAGAAGGCACUUAGUCACAUGAUUGAUCAGGCUGAAGCAGGGGAUGUCUUGUUCUUCCAUUAUAGUGGACAUGGAACAAGGAUCCCAUCCGUCAAACGUGACCAUCCCUUCAGGCACGAUGAGGCUAUUGUGCCCUGCGAUUUUAAUCUCAUCACCGAUGUGGAUUUCAGGCAAUUAGUGAACCGGCUGCCAAAAGGAGCAAGCUUGACAGUCCUUUCCGAUUCUUGCCACAGUGGUGGCCUGAUUGACAAAGAGAAGGAGCAGAUAGGGCCAAAGGCAACAAUCACAACCAAUAAUGCCAAAGUGCCUUCUCAAAGCCCUAAAGUCAUCCCAUUUGAGUCUAUACUACAGCACCUUACAUCUCUAACAAACAUCAACACAUCUGAUAUUGGUACUCACUUGUUAGAGUUUUUUGGAUCUGAUGCCAGCCUUAAGUUCAGGCUACCACCACUUGAAAGGGACCAAUUUGAAUCAAUAAAUCCAGAUGAGGGAAUUUUACUCAGUGGGUGCCAAGCAAAUGAGACUUCUGCUGAUAUGAGCCCAAAUGAGGGUGGUGGAAAAUCCUAUGGAGCAUUUAGCAAUGCAGUACAAAUGGUGUUGAAAGAACAUUUAGGUCAAUUGAGUAACAAACAACUUGUGAUGAUGGCUAGGGAGGUUUUACAGGCACAAGGAUUUGAGCAACAACAUCCUUGCUUGUAUUGCAGUGAUCAGAAUGCUGGUGCUACUUUCCUGUGGCAGCCUGAAUGCUAGCUAGCUAGCACAAGUAAUGAGAUCAUGGGCUGGUGGUUGUCUGUACUCUGAUUGUCACUAGCCUGGUGUUUGCUGUAAUAAAAGUGGCAUGUAAUAAAGAGGUUCACGUCCCUGUGCCUCUCCUCGAAACUUUGACAAGCAUUUAUUCUUACAUAAUGUCCUGUGAACAAAAAAUUGAUUUGAUUGACGAGCUUUAAUUUUACCACUCAAAAUCUUCUUCUCAA
Molecule: messenger RNA, 1243 nt
Organism: Populus nigra (black poplar)
Lineage: Eukaryota; Viridiplantae; Streptophyta; Magnoliopsida; Malpighiales; Salicaceae
Product: metacaspase-9-like
Exons: 2
Coding region: 72-1019 (315 amino acids)
Biological process (GO): proteolysis
Molecular function (GO): cysteine-type endopeptidase activity
Source: RefSeq, a predicted model, not a curated record